Messenger RNA from Vitis vinifera (wine grape), 1477 nucleotides. Its product is annotated as trihelix transcription factor GT-3b. The record is from RefSeq and is a predicted model, not a curated record. Lineage: Eukaryota; Viridiplantae; Streptophyta; Magnoliopsida; Vitales; Vitaceae. The transcript is spliced from 2 exons. Bases 154 to 1107 code for a protein of 317 amino acids.
GAAAAAGGGAAAAAAUAAUAAUAAAAGUGAAGAGAAAUAGUCCACAUAUAUGACUUUCUCUAAGCAUGAAAAGCACUUAUGGAGAUGGCCAAAGUCAGAAAGGCUGAACUGAAUCGUACUCAAGAAGCCAUAACCCUAAUUCUCUGAAAAUCCAUGCUCGGAGAACAACAAGGAGAAGGAGAGGAGGUGGAAACAACCCUAGGCGGUGGUGGCGGCGGUAGUGGUGGUGGUUUUGCUGCAAAUAUGAACAUCAACAUGAAUAUAGGGAAUUUGAAGAUGAAGGAGGAGAGAGUGCCGCAGUGGAGUCACCAGGAAACCAAAGACUUCAUCGCCAUCCGGGCGGAGCUGGAGAGAGACUUCGCGCUCACCAAGCGGAACAAGACUCUGUGGGAAGCUGUGGCGUCCAAGAUGAAGGAGAUGGGGUAUAAGAGAACUCCUGAUCAGUGCAAAUGCAAGUGGAAGAAUCUUGUUAACCGCUAUAAGGGAAAGGAGACAUCUGAUCCAGAGAAUGGUCGACAAUGCCCAUUCUUUGAGGAGCUCCAUGCAAUAUUUGAAGAGCGAGCAAAGAACAUGCAGCGACGACUGCUUGAGUCCGAGGCAGGUUCCAUGCAGUCAAGGAAGAGGGCAAGGAGAAUCAGUGCAGGAGAUCAUUCCUCAGAUGAGUUCUCAGAAGAUGAAGACGAUGAUGAAGAUGACAGUGAAGAGGAGAGACUCCCAAGAAGCAGCAAUCCCCGGAAAAGGAAGGCUGAGAGGGAAAGGCCGUUGAGGGCAACGGCAUCAGAUGUAAAGUCAGUAAGACCACCCAAUGCUGCAAAUAUCAGUAGUGCUAGUAGUAUCCCGGAAAUGCUUAAGGAAUUUUUCCAGCAGCAGCAGAGGAUGGAGAUGCAGUGGAGGGAGGCCAUGGAGAGGCGUGCUCAAGAGAGGCAGAUGUUUGAGCAGGAAUGGCGACAGUCCAUGGAGAAGCUUGAGCGGGAGAGGCUGAUGGUUGAACAGGCGUGGAGGGAGAGGGAAGAGCAGAGGAGAGCGAGGGAAGAGAGCCGGGCUGAGAAGCGAGAUGUCCUCCUCACCACCCUUCUCAACAAGCUCAUCCAUGAGAAUCAUCUUUGACAUAGCUGGGUUUGUAUCCUAACUCUCACUCUCUUAUAUAUAUAUAUAACAUCUAUACAAGAAGCAGUCGUAUACUUGAUUGUACGAACAGAUAAGACAGUGAAUGCGCAUACCCAAAAAAGGAAAAAAAAAAGGAAGAAGAAAGGGUAGAGGCAUGAAGGUAUACAAGUAAUUAGGGUUUACAAAAUGUAGGAAGAAAUCUUCAAAUUCUUUGAAUUGGAAUCCCUAGAAGAAGGAUAUAAGUUUGGAGUUGAUGUUGGUAGUGGUUGUAAUUUUUUACUUUGGCUUGAAAACAAACAUUGUUUCAAUUCAUGUGAAGUUUGUGAUGUAUUCUUUUAUCAAUGUAUUGAAAGCAAAAAUUGAUACUGAA